Messenger RNA from Symbiodinium natans, 2961 nucleotides. The record is from the annotation of a GenBank genome assembly. Lineage: Eukaryota; Dinophyceae; Suessiales; Symbiodiniaceae.
AUGUCCAGGGCCACAAUGUCACCGGAGCCGCAAAGCAACGAGGUGAAGGGCGCCGGGCUGGCGGAGCAGCAGGUCGCCGAGCUCUGGGACCUUGGGCGCCUGCUGCUGGCAUUGUUGCUCCCUGACGAUGCCGCCGUGGAGAGCGCGGCGACGGCCGCUGCGCGCGGCCUGGGCGCCAACGGUGAGGCUCUGGAGUCGCAGCUGCCCCGUCUCCGAAGGGGCCGCGCUGGCGGCCCCGGGGCCCCUGGGGUCCCGGAGGCCUCGCUGCUGCGGACGGUGCUGGGCUCCCCCCUGGACCGCAGCGCAGCCUGGCCUUUGCCCUUCGCCUGCGCCGUGGCCGACGUGGCCCUGACCUGCGCUGCGGCGGAGGCCGAUGGCUCGAAGCCUCCACCCGGCAUGGCCUCCAUUGCGGGGAAGCUCCUCCAACAAGCUCAGGCCUGCAUCUCGCAAGCGGGCGUCGCCGAGAAGUCCAAAGCCGACUUCUCGGGGUUCUACGCCGGCUUCGAGUGCACCUACUCCUCGGGCCUGGACGUCGAGAAGCUGCCACAUGAGCUUCGCCGGUGGCCCUUCGAGCCGGAGCAGCCUCCAUGGCUGGUGGGCCGGCAGCAUCAGCUCGAGCUGCUCUCAAGGCUGGUGCCCUCCAGGCAGCUCUUCACCAGCAUCGGGCGCACGCACUUCGAGCUGUGGCCGGAACCCGACAAGGAGCGUCCGACGCUGCGGCUGCAGCCGAUGUCGCCGAACCCACUUCAGGUGGACGAGCGCCCGGUGGUGGCCGGAGAGUCGGAAUCCGAGGGGGUCUCCAUCCGAGACGGCUCGACCGUGAGCUUCUGCUUCCAGGGCGAGGUCUUCCUGACGCUGCAGUUCCUCAUUCGCCGAGGUGUGGAAGCCGCCCCCACGCAGGAAGCGCUGCAGCUUCCCUUGGACACAGUGCCCACAGUGGCGCGAUCGAGCCCGGCAGCCUACGCAUUAGUGUGCGAUCGCCUUGCAGGCGAAGCAGCCGAUCAUCUGCCAAAGGAGGAGAGGAAGAUCUCGAUCUCCUCCGAGGGCCCCACAUCCAUCGGCCGGCAGUGCCAACCAGGUUUCUUCGAGAACCUCCAGAAGCUGAGCCGGUCACAGUGGGGGUUCGUGCACUUCGUGUCGCGGACGCAUUUUCAGGUCACGGGUCUCGCCGAGGACCUCCCCCCCUCGAAACAGCGCUUCGAGGUCACCAACUGCAGCAGCAACCCCAUCGUCCUGGCUGGGAAGGAGCUGCCAGGAAGGGCGCGGCAGGUCAUCCAGGUAGGCGACACCGUGGAACUCAUUGCUCAGGACGGCACGGGUGUGGCCCCCUACCUUCGCUUUCGCCUUCUUUGGUUGGGGCAGAGCCGCUCCACCAGCUCUCUCGCCUCGCGCGCGACCACGCCUGGGACGAUAUUGCUGGACCGGCAGGACUCCAAAGAGAUCUCCCAGAAGCGGCCGCGCCUUGGUGCCGCAAAGGCAAGCACGGCAGGCACUGACAGCCAAGACCUCUCCAGCUGCAAACCCUUCUUCGAAGCCCGAUCGCCCAUCCUAAAAAUCCCUUCCCUGGUUAGCACCCAGAAGCCUACGCCAACAGAACAGUUGCACAGGGAGGAUGGAUGGAGCAUGAUGGAACAGCACACGGCGGAUGCCCCCGCGCUUGAGUAUUGGGACACGGCCGUUUUCGAAGCCAAUGCUGCUUACGAACUCCAGAGGGCGCAUGUUCAGAGCCUGGCAAAAUCUGGUGCUGCACGCGACACGCUGGUGCAGGCACACGAGCUCCUCAAAAAGCUGAAGAGGGAGCACUCAGAAUUAGUGAAGGCUGCCAGAACAUCUGCACCGCCCAUCGCGCAAAGGGGAGUAGCUUCCUAUCCGGCAAAGAUGCACAUUCCCCGGGAUGUGGCGGACUCACGCUUUCUCGUUGAUUUUUCGGUGCAUGAUGGUUGCGCAGCGCGCAGCUUCAUGGCCCAGCAUGGGUUCGUGAUAUUCCGCGACGUGGUUUCGGAUGCAGAUUGCGCCCGCGCGAGGGAUGAGAUUUGGAGCUAUCUUGAAGACAACGUGGCGGGCUUCCAGUGCGCAGAGCCGACGACGUGGUGCGUUUUGUCACAGACAGAGACUGGUCGCUAUUACGAUGCGUAUGGGUUGCCACCUGAUCCUGUGAUAAUGUCGCCCCAGAUGCUUGACAAUCGCCAGAAUCCUAAUGUCAUUCGAGCGUUUCAGAGCGUGCUGGGCGAAAACAUCUUGGUCAGCCAUGAUCGUUGGUGCCUCUACCGUCCUACUGAAGCCGGUGGCAUCCCGACCAAGAACAACCUCCACCUGGAUCUACAUCCAUGGCGCUUCUUGCAAGGAGAUACCCGGAUAGAAGAGCUGCGAUAUGAGAAUGGUCACGACCAUGAUUUCUCGCUGGAGAUUCCCAGGGCCCGCGCAUGUGAUGGCCCGCAUGUCCAAGGAGUCCUGAACCUCGUUGAGAAUUUGGAGGAGGACGGAGGUACCCAGCUGGUUCCAGGCUUUCAAAACGCCUUUGAGAAGUGGCAGAAGGAACUCGGUGAUGAGGCCGACUGGCUCUUCCGGAGUGGGCAGUCUACAAACUGGCUUCAUCCCGGCAAUGGCGGUGCCAGCUUCAAAUUCCAUGAGCAGGAUCCCAUUCAUGAGCUGUCUCAUCGGAUACCACUGAAGCAAGGCAGCCUUCUCAUUUGGGACCAGCGAUGCGUUCAUGGUUCCCGCCCCAAUGCAUCCUCGAGGGUCCGGAUGGCACAGUUCAUCCGGGCCUUCCGACGGGCACCCCUGAGCAUGGAGCGUGCAAGGGCAAGAGCACAAGCGAUCAAGAGAAAGCUUGUGGCCGCCGGUCUCUUGGAGAGGGUGUCUGAUGAUGGCCAGGCCGUUUUUGGCUUCGCCGACCUCGAUGACUGCAAAGCCGGGGGUGGCGCGGGGGGACAAAAAGUAACUUUGGCCCGGGAUAGAUAA